This is a messenger RNA of Daucus carota subsp. sativus, 381 nucleotides long. RefSeq names its product putative cell wall protein. NCBI's taxonomy places the organism in Eukaryota, Viridiplantae, Streptophyta, Magnoliopsida, Apiales, Apiaceae. The record is from RefSeq and is a predicted model, not a curated record. The transcript has a single exon. Bases 1 to 381 code for a protein of 126 amino acids.
AUGGCUAUGAAAGCUACCUCAGUUCUUGCCUUGCUGGUAAUCUUCAACGUCCUUGUCUCGUCUGUCAUGGGACGUGACAUCCCAAAGGACUCGAAAACUGCUGAAGUGAAGAAACCCGAGACUUUUAACCAAGAAGGCAGCGUCCUCAUUCCAGGAGUCGGACGUGUCAUGAUCCCACCAAAGAAGAAGUGCUUUUUCAAAGGGUUUAACCCAUUCACCUACAAUCCCGUGACAGGCAAAAACACCGGACAUGGAAUCAGCAUUCCCACUCUCCCUAAUACUGGCGUCCCUGGCUACCUUCCCGGUAAUGAUGACACCUUCAUCCCCAACCCGGGAUUUGAGGUCCCCACCGGUUUUCCAGCCCCGCCUAUUCGUCAUUAG